AUGGGCGAUGACCGAUCUUAUGAUGCUGUCGAGAAAUCUGAACAGUGGGCUGUUUGUCGCCGGGUGGUUCAUUCGACGUCUCAGGAGCUCUGGCACUAUCACUGCCCAGUGAAUAUGUCUCAUCGAGUUUAUCCAAGUGGAUCUUCGAUACUUGGUGGAAUACUACAGCGUUCACUGCUUCAAAUGAUGAUUGAACAUGUUAUUGAGCUCUGCUUGUGCUUAGCGAAGGUUCGCAGUCCUAUUCAUCACGAAAGGAUAACGUUGGCUGCAUAUGGAUCUCGUGCAGCUCUCAGCCUCCCUGAAAUGUAUCUGUAUCUCACAGUCGGAUUUCUAAUGGAAUCGGAGAGCCCGUGGAGGUGA
This is a messenger RNA of Haemonchus placei, 360 nucleotides long. Lineage: Eukaryota; Metazoa; Nematoda; Chromadorea; Rhabditida; Trichostrongylidae. The record is from the annotation of a GenBank genome assembly.